AUCUGAGAACACACCUGAAAAAAAGGCGUCUUUCUCCUGUGAAAGAAAACGAAAAGUUCGCCGUCAUGGCCGAUGAGUCGACACUGCAAACCUCAUCUACUCAGGAAAAUGCAGAAGCUGAGGAAUUUCGUGAAAAUAUUCCACCCGGAGGCACCGCUGCAGCUGAAACCUCAAAGCUCCAGGUCCAAGGAGACUUGGUCGGAUAUUCCUCUGCAGAUCCAGAUGGAGGAAAUAAGCCUCUCUCUGAGAACUGCACCUUUUCAACCCCAGCCCCAGGAAGCGUCAGUGGUGGUGCCAAGGCAAAGUCACGGCUGUCUGGCCUUCAGUCUGCUCUAACACCCAUUUUAAAAUACUUGAACAUUGGAAACAAACCUCCAUCUCCAGAGCCUUUGAAAUGUGGGAACAGUCCCCAUCCCGGUGCUCCCCUCUUUCCCUUUGGUGUUACCGCAGCAAGUUGUAAAAAAUCAAGUGGAGGGUUGAGCCAACAGCCCAACUCAAAUCCCUCUAGUAGCCAUUGUGGUCGAUCAUUAGGCGAUAAGAAUUCUCCUGUUUACUGGCUGCAGGACGAAAGCCUGCCUGAAAUUACUCUCCUUGAUUGUACGUAUGAUUCCACUAUGCAAAUAACUAGCAAUGAAGGAAACACUUCUGACAUCCAGCCGCAUAAACUGUCAAAACUUAAUGGCCCAACAGCUGGUACAGAUCAGAAUGUUAAGAUACUCGACACCCCUGACAGGAAGAGUCAGCGUGAGCGCUGGCUGGAUGACAGAUAUUUCCCCGAAAUAACUCUCCUCGAAGUGACUCGUGAUUCAGAGCUUUCACCGGGAGCAGACAUGUCCAAUAUGGACGUUACACAGGAUGUUCCCCCAGUGGAGGCUGUGAAACCCAGCAGGCUUUCAUCAGAGCUCAGUGGAUUGAUUGUGGCAGAGCCUGACGGACCGGACGUGAUGCAAAGUGUAGAACUGUCAAGUACUCUUACUGGAGGUGUCACCAACACCACAAGCUCAUUUAGUGAACGAUCGGUCAACAAGUCUGUGCAGGAAAACCUGAAACCUUCUUUGGAAGCAACUCGGGAUAUUUCUGUGGGAAGUGUUUUAGAAAACAACUCCUCCUUAGAGCUCAGUGGACAAAGCAUGAAGAGUCAAACAUCAGCUGAGGACACACUUGAGCUCCUUCCUUCUAAUGUGACUCGAGACAUGAGCUCCUCCAGCGACAUGUCGGUUCAGAGUGCCGCAUCACAAAUCGCUACCUCGGAUGUGCAGAGUAACACCAGUUUAAAAAAUGUCACCAUUGAGAUUCAUGUCAAAGCCCUGGAAACUUCCAUCGCUGUGGAGGCUAACGAGGAGGAGCUGCUUACUGGUCAUGAUACUGAGUCAACGGGCAAGGAGCCGGAAACGAGCUCCGAUCUGAGUGCCUCCUCUAAUUUAAAUACCACUGAUCAAACAUCCUGCCCUCAGAACAAGACUCUGGAUCUUCCACCAUCUAAUGUAAAGAGUCCCAAAGCAGAAGGUGUGGCUGCAGAUCAGGUUAGUGCUGACGUUCAGAACGCCACUGAAACUUCCCUUGAUACGAAUCAGAAUAGUUCAGCUGCUAAGUCAGGGGAGUCGGGUGAUGUGCAGAACGGAACUUUUGAUAUACAUUCUCUUCAGAAAUCCUGUGGCACUAGUGCUUUAGGGGAAACCGGUGCAGCGACCUUUUGCCUCCAGAACAACACUUUUGAUAAUAAACCUUGUAAAACAAAUGGCACGAUAACAAUAUCAGAAACCAGCUCAAGCGACAGUCCCCAGAACACCUUGGACAAACCCUCUCCUUCAAAAGUCUGUAAUCCAACCAUUGACUUUAAAGACAACACCUCUGAUGUCCACACGCCUGAAGUAUCAAAACUAAAUGGGACAGCUAGUGCAGACCCAGAUGUCAAGAUGGCUGACACACCUGAGAGGACAUUUGAAGGUGUGUCAGCCAUCGCUGUCGCUGUAGCUCCGGCAGCGAGUAGACGUGAGACAAAGGAUCAUUCACAAUCUGUGCCGGACGGUCUUUCCGACAGUUUGGGCCAUCAGGGCACGGAUACGGAGAACAACCAAGCAAACACCUUCAAUUUGGAUGACACUUUAGAUUUGAAGGUAGACUCGUUGGUAACCUCAACGCCGAUGACUCACAGUAAAGUUUUCCACUUCAACUCUGAGCACGACAUGGGCAAGGCCAUUGCGGCACAGAAGAGGCUUUAUGGGGAUGGACCCUGUAAGCCGGUCGUUCAGGUGCCAUCAGAUGUUCCGUCCAAUUUAAUCACAGACCGAAAAACCCUGAUGCAACCGCCAGCGAGAUCCCACUUGCCUCCUUCGAGAGCUGCCUCACAGAUUUUGAAAUACCACCCAACCUCCGCACUUCCAGGAAGAUGUGAGCCUGCAACUUCAAGACUGCCCAUGACGAGACAGAGGACCCAGACUGAAGCUGUGAAACACCCUGCACCUUCAGCACAGGGGAUCUCAGGGAUUUCAAGCUCCUACAACUUGCGUCCUACAACAACUGCAUCCAAGCAGCCCAACUCUGGCCUGCCGAGACCACCAAUGAGCAGCAUUCCAUCGGGCUUCCAGAGAUCUGCACCAGGGCUCAGGCCUCCUUCAGCAAAAAGUAACCUAGGACAUGCAGCUGCUCACCCUGGGACAAAGUUUACACAUCCAAAGAAGCACACAUUAAUCAGAGGGGAACUUUUGCCAUCAGCAAAGAGGAAGAAAACAGACGGUCCUGCACCAUCAUCCAGUGGAGCUGAGACCUCAACUGCCUCUGAUGCUGGGAACGGAUUGAAAAACCUGAAACGGAUUGGAACCAGCUGCAACCAGAGAGUGUUACCAGCUAAAGCCCAAAGAGACGACGCUGCAGUGCCCGUCACUGCUGCUGCUGCAGAAAACAUGACAUCUUGCAACGCAGCCAGCAGAAGCAGAAACCAGAAACCGCCUGUAAACCAUCAUAGAUCUCAGCCGGCUAAACCACAAGGACACGGCUGUGCCAAAUGUGUCUCGUUGGAAGAGCAGCUCAAAACACAAUCAGCAGAAAUUAAGAGACUGAAAGAAGAGCUGCGGAAGUACAGUCAACAAGGAGAAGAGUGCUGAAUGUGCCAACGAAAUCCCCCUGUGAACUUUUAAUGUCACAUCUGUUUCUGUAUUUUAAAAAUUGUAAAGUUACAGUUUGACUGUAAAUGUAUAUUCUAAUCAAUAAAUGUACUAAAUAUAUUAAAAAUACUAAAAUGUAUUUAAAUUGACAGUAUUGUAUAAUAAAAAUCCUCAGUGUAGAAUAGUGACUUUGGUUGACCAGUAACUGCACGACUGAGGUGUGGUCUGAUGUGUGUGCACAUAAUAUCACUACCCUCCUGACAUGGAUGCAAUUAUAUAUUCAACCAGAGUAUUUGAAUGCUCUUCAUUAUGUGUCACCUAUCCUUAAAUAACAUAGUAACGGGAAGAUGUGAGAAAGCUUUAUUUUUGGUGAGGGGAAACUUUCCACUGCCAGAGUGAAUAUUAAAGUGAACUAAUGGACAAUGCUGAAAUGAAGAUGGUAUAUGUGUGUGUUUGUACUGUUUGUGUUCAAAAUCUAUAAUAUCCAGUUUAUGUGUGAAAGGCUGUGUGGCCUUGAGAGACAAUUGAAAUAAACAUGGUGGUGAAACAUUUAAA
Molecule: messenger RNA, 3659 nt
Organism: Platichthys flesus (European flounder)
Lineage: Eukaryota; Metazoa; Chordata; Actinopteri; Pleuronectiformes; Pleuronectidae
Exons: 8
Coding region: 66-3104 (1012 amino acids)
Source: RefSeq, a predicted model, not a curated record